AGGGUUUAAUAAUUUUUUUAAAGUGAAAAAUGGAAAGUUAAAAAUUGGAAAUACAUUGAAUUAUUCCCGGAUCAAUAAAGGUCAUCUAUUAUGCAAUGCCCCAAGCAAUUUUUCAGAAGACGAUAAAUCAUAAGUCAACAAGUUAUAUGCGUGUUUGUCAAGAACUAAAUCAGAUAAACCCGAACGCGAAGAUAAAUGGUUCAAAUAAAAACUUUGGAAACAAAGAAACAAGGAACAAACAAAAAACCCCACAGUUUAAAUAAUACCACGACGUUCUCCUUCUUUUUUAUUACACCUGACACUUUGACAACCAUACGAAGUAUCGAAUAGAUUAUUUGUAUUGAUUCAAUUUAGAUUCAUAUCCUGAAAAGUUAUCGCGUAAUUCUGAGACCCCAAUUAACUGGUCGUGAAACGAAUAUAUACAGAAAUAUAUCUUUCUAUAUGGAGAUGUGUGUGUGUGUGUGUGUGUGUGGUGGGGAGGUGGCCAUGUGCAUGUACAGUACAUGAGGGAGAGAGAGAGAGAGAGAGAGAGAGAGAGAGCAGGGGUAAAUGAAGCGGCGGAGAUGCGUUCAGGGACGGUCUAUAUAGCAGUGGGUGUGAGCGGCGGACUCAGUUUAUUCCCAGUGUGGCCGCUCCGCGCGCGCAGCUCAAGUUCAAGGCGACCGAUCCUCCGCGGGACACACAGAGAGAAACUGUGCAUUUCCAAAUUAAAAAGAAGAAGAAGAAGAAGAAGAUUAACCACCAUGAGUUCUUCCAACGCGUGAGCAGCAGUGGUCGCGGGGGUCCUCGUCGUGCGCACGCACAUCACCGAGCCGAGCAGGCUGCCGCCGCUGCAGGGGAAGACCAGAGAGCCGCCUCCACCGGCGCCACCAUGCACUGCCAGGCCGAGCUGAGGCUCUCGUCGCCCGGGCAGCUGAAGGCGGCCAGGCGGCGCUACAAGACGUUCAUGAUCGACGAGAUCCUCUCCAAGGAGACUUGUGAUUACUUCGAGAAGCUCUCCCUGUACUCGGUGUGCCCCUCGCUCGUCGUCCGGCCCAAGCCCCUGCACUCGUGCUCGGGCUCCUCGUCGCUACGCGCCUACCCGCUCCUGUCGGUGAUCACGCGGCAGCCGCCCAACCUGGCGCCCCACCUCGCUCCGCCGCGGUCGCCGGGCGGGGUCCCCUCGCACCUGUCGCUGCUCUCGCCGCCGCAGCAGCAGCAUCAUCAGCAGCGUCCGCGCGGCGGCGGCGGCGGCUGCUCCGAGCCGUCGCCCAGCCAGACGCCGCUCAGCAUCAGCAGCGAGUCGGAGGCGGAGCGCGGCACGCCCCGCCUGAAGAAGCCGCGGCGCAGCCGCACCAUCUUCACCGAGCUGCAGCUGAUGGGCCUGGAGAAGAAGUUCCAGAAGCAGAAGUACCUGUCCACGCCCGACAGGUUGGACCUGGCCCAGUCCCUCGGCCUCACACAGCUGCAGGUGAAGACCUGGUACCAAAACAGACGGAUGAAGUGGAAGAAGAUGGUGCUGAAGGGAGGUCACGAGGCCCCGACGAAGCCCAAGGGACGACCCAAGAAGAACUCCAUCCCCACCACGGAGGAAAUCGAGGCCGAGGAGCGGAGGAUGAAGAUGGCGGAGGAGGAGGAGAGGAAGAGGAGGCGGGCGGCGGCGGCGGAGGAGGAGGAGGAGGAGGAGGAUGAGGAGGACGAAGAGGGGGCGGGGGAGGCGUUUCAGCUGGAGCCUCAGGAUCUCAGCGCGGAGACUCGCAGUCCGGCCGGAGGGAUGGAGGAGGCCGAGCGAGAGCCGCCGCCGCCGCCGCCGAUGCAACCAGUGACUCGCGCGUCCAGCAGCUAGGCGAGGACCGAAGGAAGCAACCAAAGACUAAAUGACAACCCUGACAACAAAUAGUGCCUCAGGAUCACCGUAAAGAAAAAAAAAAAAAAAGCCACGUGUGGUUGUUUUUAGAGCCAUUUGCUUGAUAGGGACUUUGACUGGAAAACAUGUCGGCGGUGUCCGAUCGUUGCCUGACGUAGCCUUAUUGUUUGUGUCCGUGUACUGGAACGGAGAGCCGACGUGCGAACAGGCGCCGGCCGACACUCGCGGCGUCCGGAGUGUAAAUCUGUCAAAUCCAAACGGGUCGGUCGAAGCCUUAACACACAGCGACGACGCGUAUCGCGCCGCAUCAAAGAUCCUACACACACACACACACACACGCGCGCGCGUGCGAUCGCUGAUCCUCAGAAGCUGCCUCACGAAUCGUGCCAAAAUAUCAAACUCUUGACUUGUGCCUCUUGUAUGUAUUUAUGUAUCAUAACUCUCUCUCUCUCUCUCUCUCUCUCUCUCUCUCUCUCUACACUGCCAAAAAACCAAACUAUAGAAUAUUCAAAAAAAGAAAAACGGCCCCAGUGCCUUUUGUCGGUCUCAGAGGAAAGCUUUUUAAAAUAAUAACAAGUAUAUAUUUUUUAGAGUGAUUUUUUUUAAAUUACACGUGCUGGUUGUUUUUGUUCUUUUUGGUUUGUUCUUUUUUUUUUUUUGGUGUUGUAAAGUUUAGAAAAACUUUUUGUUCCAAAUCUGAAAAAAGAGGAAAAAAAUAUUUCUGCCAAGCCAUGCACUGUAUCAUACUGUAGAAAUAUGUACAAAGUAUAAAAAUAUAUGAUCCUUCAGAUAUAUAUAAAUAUAUAUAUAUAUAUAUAUAUAUGUGUGUAAAAACAGUAUUUUUAACUGCUGUUUUUCAAAUUAGGAUUCAACAUAGUUUGUAUGUCUCACGUCACCGACUCUUAUCUUUAACGUUUUUCUUCUUCUUCUUUCUUCACAUGGGAGAUGACUCUGCUUUUUUCCCCCCGCGAGGCCACAAGGUCUCUUAAGCUGUCACAGAACCUCAGAGGAGAAUAAAUCACAGCCCGUGCCAGAGCAAGAAAGAAAGAAAAAAGUCUCACAGACAGUUUCCAGCUCGCGGGCUUUUUAAUUUUUUUUUGCGUGAGUAACGAAAUCCAAAUUGUUGUAGACCGGCAUUAGCAUAAGGCUGUCCUCAGCUGCGGGUCGCCGGGCCUCGACCUCCCCUGCCUUCUCUUGGAAUUAAAACAAAAAAAGAGUUUUACUUUUUAUUUUGGGAUUCAUACAGAUUUUAUUUUCAUUCGUUUUUAUGGUUCCGUUUGAAAAAGUCCAGUAUUUUUCUGAUGUACAUAAUUGCUUGUUUGCCGUGUGUUUUGUCGCUGUUGUUGUUGUUGUUGUUUUUUUUUACCAUAUACCAUAUAAAAGUGUGUGUUUAUGUAUUUAAAUACACGUAAUAAAAUAGCCUUCAUUUAACUUGUGCUUGUUUUUUUAAAUUUUUUUAAUUAGAAUCCUGUUUUCACGACCUGAUUGAAUUUAAACCUCAAACAUUUGCAUAUUCAACAAGAACACCCUGCUCCUAUAUAUAUGUCGUCAAAUUAGUGGCCCCUACAGAAUACCAUGCCGUGAAAUAAUGUUCAGCUGCACUGUCACGUCAGGUGUGUGUGUGUGUGUGUGUGUGUGUGUGUGCGUGCGUGCGUGCGUGCGUGUGCGUGUGUGUGUGUGUGUGCAUAAAUCAAACAGUUACAGUAGCUGUGGCAGGUCGAAGUUUCAGUCAGAUCCAUUACUGAGGGGAAGCUCUCCGAAGGCGCAUUAGUCGCAGUCACAGUUUGGCAAUGAAUCACGUUUCGAGGACAACAAAAGCGCUCAAAGCAUUCCAUGUUGUGACAUUCAUCAUAUUUAUCUGUGCGGCAGCAACACACGAUGGCUUCUUCUCCUUCUACGUCUCCUUCUUCCACUUCUACGUCUUCUUCCGCGGCCACGACCGAGCGAGGCCGCGGUCUUUAAGUGUAUUUUUAGUGCCUGAUACUGGACAUGGAUGAUUUGCAAAGCAAACAGCGCGAGGUUAGCAUUGACGGGCGU
Molecule: messenger RNA, 3883 nt
Organism: Scophthalmus maximus (turbot)
Lineage: Eukaryota; Metazoa; Chordata; Actinopteri; Pleuronectiformes; Scophthalmidae
Gene: barx2
Product: BARX homeobox 2
Exons: 4
Coding region: 872-1825 (317 amino acids)
Biological process (GO): regulation of transcription by RNA polymerase II
Cellular component (GO): nucleus
Molecular function (GO): DNA-binding transcription factor activity, RNA polymerase II-specific; RNA polymerase II transcription regulatory region sequence-specific DNA binding
Source: RefSeq, a predicted model, not a curated record